AUGCACACCUUCGAGGACGGAAGUGAAGAGGUCGAGGUUCGAAUCCCGCUGCCAGCAGAAAUCAAGGCUUCAGAUGUUGCAAAGCGCUUGUCCAUUGACAUACAGGCGAGCUCCGUCAAGGUGGCAUGGAAGGAAGGUGCCGCCGCCCCACUGUUGAACGCUCCUGAUCUGUACGAGAAGAUCCGACCGUCCGAUUCAGCCUGGUACAUCGACGGCUCCACACUCGUCCUGACUCUGACGAAGCAGCACCCGCAGAAAUGGCCCGCCCUAACCGACACCGAAGCCUUGGAAAAGAGGUUCGGACCCAUCCGAACCUCCCCGAACAAGGCUGCAGGUUCGUCAGCAGCAUCAGCUUCGGCAGCAGCCGCGGGGAAUGGAACUGCCAAAGCAGGCGCGGAGCAGGCAGGGGCGGGGGGAGGGGCGAAGGGGGGAACGGGAAAGGCGGAGGGGAAGGGUGGGGAUGGGGCAGGUGAAAAGAAGGACGGGGCGGCAGCUUGGGCUGCCCGGGAAAAAGUCAACCGGCUGCUGAAAGCUGCCCAAGACGGUGACGUGGAUGGGCUGAAACAAGCCGUUGCUGUGAUGAUUGCGGAUGGGAAAGCGCAGGAGAAAGCGGAGGGGAAGGCGGAAGGGGAGGGGGAGGGGAAGGCGGAGGGGAAGGUAAAGGGGAAGAAGGGGGGAGUGGAAAUGCUUUCAGAGUUUGAUGUAGAUGAGAAGCUCAGUAGUGAUACUGCAGCUGCUGCCGCCGCGUCUGCUGGUGGUGGUGAUGGUGGUGCGGGUGACAGUAACGAGGGGAAGCUUGCAGUAGAGGAAGCAAGGGAGGUGCUGGAGGAGGUGAGGGACGCCAAUGGCCGCACGGCCCUGCACUUUGCAGCCAGCACGGGGCAUGUCGACGCGUGCAGGUAUGUGGCUGGGUUAAGGAGGUACAUGGUGGAUGAAAUAGGCGUGCCAGUGGACGUGAAGGAUGGCGAGGGGGAGUCAGGGGAGCUGAGUGCAUGCGUGUGUUUUGUUUCUUUCACUCUGAGUAUGUACAUGGUGGAGGAGAUAGGCGUGCCGGUGGAUGUGAAGGAUGACGAGGGGGAGACGCCACUCAUGCUGGCAGCGAGGGACGACCACUCAGAGGCUGCCACGUGGCUGGUUGAGCACGGGGCGGCUGUUGCCACGUCAGCGGAGAAGUCGGGCGCGCAGGCGAUACAUCACGCAGCGGGGCAUGGUUCGGUGAAGAUUCUCGAACUCCUAUUGGACCACGGCGCCGACCCUAACGCUCAGAGCGACGCCGGGCCUCCGCUGCUGUGGGCGUGCGGACACGGCAAGGUGGCUGCAGCGGGUGUGCUUCUAACGAGGGGAGCCAAUCCAGACACGCCCAGCGAGGAUGGCGUGAACUCGCUGCUCACCGCCACUGCUGCCGGGGAGACAGAGAUUGUGAAACUGCUGCUCAAGCACGGGGCUCAGCCCAACCCUGGCGGCCCCCCUCUCCCCACCAACGCUGCUGCUGCUGCCGCCGCUGCCAAUGGAACCACUGCUGCCCCGUCCUCCCCUCUCCCCUGUGUCACCUCCACCACGCCUCUCAUUGUCGCUGCCGACGCGGGCAACACACCCGCCGUCUCCGCUCUCCUUGCUGCCGGUGCUGAUGCAGACAGGCGGGACGAGGAUGGCAUGACGGCACUAGACGCUGCUGCUGCUGCGGGGAAUAAAGAGGUUGUCGGGUUGCUGCUGCCGGUGACUCAGCGUCCCGCUGACGUGGCGGAAGUCGAUUGGACGGUCGAUGGAGUGAUGAAACGGGCGGCGGGAGCAGGAGGAGCAGGAGGGGGAGGAGCAGGAGGGGGAGGAGCAGGAGGAGGGAAGAAGGGAGAGGCAUCUGCAGGAGGAGGAGGGGGAGCGGGGGGGGUAGGGGCACCACCCCUUGGUUCUGCUCUGUCUUCGGAUGUGGCUGCAGCAGUGGCCGAGGCCAAGGCAAGGGGAGACGCAGCGUUCAGAUCACAGCAGGACGUGGCUGCAGCAGUGGCAGAGGCGAAGGCGAGAGCUGAUGCUCCGUUCAGAUCACAGCAGUUCCAAGAGGCUGAUGAUGCAUACACUCAGGCACUGGAUUUGAGUCGACUCAAAAGAAAACUCCCUUUGUCCCUCCCUCCACCCCUCUCCACCCCUCCACCACCCCCCAUGCCCCAUCACCAGGCACUGGAUUUGUACCCCAAGGCGGACUUACCAGCAACCCCAGCGGACGACAGGGUGAUGAGAGGCACUCUGCUGGCCAACUGCAGCAUCAUCUGCUGGCUGCGAGUGGGACAGGCGCCCCUCGCCCUGGCAGACAGACAGAUGAGCAAAAAACUCCCUCCACCCAUCUCCACCACCCCAAACCCCCCUCUCCAGGCACUGGAUAUGUACCCAGAGGCAGCAGAGCUCGCAGCAACACCAGCGGACGACAGGGCAUUGGAUCUGUACCCCAAGGCGGACCUGGCAGCAACGCCAGUGGAUGACAGGGUGAUGAAGGGCACCCUCCUGGCCAACCGCAGCAUCUGCUGGCUGCGAUUGGGACAGGCGCCCCUCGCCCUGGCAGACGGGCAGAUGAGUCGAUCUCUGCGGCCCGACUGGCCCAAGGCGUACUUCCGAGAAGGGACUGCCUUCAGAGCCAUGGAGCGUUACGAGGAUGCAGCGAAUGUGUUCUUCGAAGGGGUUCAAGUCGAUCCGAAUAACAUGGAUCUCACGGCAGCAUUUCAGUAA
This is a messenger RNA of Closterium sp. Naga37s-1, 2715 nucleotides long. NCBI's taxonomy places the organism in Eukaryota, Viridiplantae, Streptophyta, Zygnematophyceae, Desmidiales, Closteriaceae. The record is from the annotation of a GenBank genome assembly.